UCAGCCGCUUCAGCCGCGCCUCUCGCCUGCUCGCUGCUGAGAAGGUCGACGCUGGACGAUCGGAAGAUGACACAUGGACGCGAGGAGCGAGCGGAGCGGCACACGGGGAUGGAAUAAAGUCCUCCCGGGUAACCCAGCCCGGCUGCCUGGGCGGCGAAGCUUUUACGUAACGGAGCUUUGUGGAGGGAUUGCAAGGAAGCUUCUGGUUUAAUCACAGCCUGGAAACGCAGGUGACAUUAGCCAAGAUUUGGUUUGUCCACCAUUCAGCAUGAUCAGUUGCGGGACUCUCCUCCAUCUUAAGUGACUGCAUCAGGAUGAACGAGGGCUACAAGCCAGGUGGAGGAGUCACAACAGUCAAGGCCGAUGUUGUCCUCCACCCUGUCAACUUUGACAAGGACAGGGAUUUACGUCCAGGUUACGUGCAAGGGUUCCUGGGGGACGACCCAAACUUCAACCCCCCUACAUCAUUUGAGAAGGAAUACCUGCUGGAUGGAAGGCUAAUGGACAAUAACCAUACAGUGGGUCAGAAAGGUAACGGUUCAUACAUGGCUAGUGCUAAUCAGCUUAAUCUCUCCAAUGACAAUAAGAAUGCGGCGGACUUUCCUGCUUGUGUUGACUCGUGCACGCCAACAAACUGUGCAGGUAGUCAAACAAGUAAUGGUGCAAGAUCAAAAAUGUCUUGUCUAGAUCUGAAACAAGAAACAGAUCAAUCUCACUUGCAAUCCAACCCUAAAGACAGCCAGGAUGUGGUCAAUUUAUUGCCUGCUAAAACAGAGCCGGAUUUAGUCAUCGAAGUUGGCGGGCAGACAAUUAAUGCUCACAAGUCGGUCCUGGCAGAGAAAAGCGACUACUUUAAGGCUCGGCUGUCACGAAGCGUCCUCAAAGUGAAGGGUAUGAGCUACAAGACAUUAUCGACGCUAAUAGACUAUGUUUACACUUCCCGCAUGAAAGUUUCAAAGGACAACGUUGUUGAUAUCAUCACAGGGGCCAAAAUCCUCCAAAUCCCCUGCGCCGUCCAGGCGGCCAUGGACAGAGUGACAGAACAAAUCACUGCAGAGAACUGCUACGAGAUUCUAAACAUUGGAAAAAAACAGCGGCUCAGUGAGCUAAAAGAGACCGCUUACGGCUUCAUUAGCGACAACUUCCUACAGAUCCUCAAGGACCCCUGUGUGUACGGGCGUCUGACCGGGUCUGAGCGGGAUCUGGUCCUGAAGAAAAGAAUGGACGGGAGGAAGACUCUUAUGGUUGCCGAGGUAAACGAGGUGUUCGAUCGCGUUGGGAGCCGACCGCCGAGCCGCUGUGGUAGCCGUCCUCAGAGCCCCCUGUCAGUGGGGUCUUUGGAGGAGAGCCACAUGAUCUACUCCUUCAGUGAGGCAGCCAGUGACUGGAGAGCUUUGACAGCAAUGCCUGAGGAUGUCAACACUAAAGGAUGUGGAAUCUGCACUUUGUUUAAUUACCUGUUUGUGGCAGGGGGGAUAAAAGGCUAUGGGGACAAAGGGAAGGUAUCAGACAAAGUUUUCUGUUAUAAUCCCAAAACCAACCGCUGGACUGAGAUCCGACCUAUGACCCAAGCUCGUGCCCAGCUAAAGCUGGUGUCCAUGGAUGGCUACCUAUACGCUAUCGGAGGGGAAUGUUUGUUUACCGUGGAAAAAUAUGACCCUCGAAUGGACCGAUGGACAACGGUAGCCCCUUUGCCGAAAGGAGCUUUUGCGGUGGCUCACGAGGCCACAACCUGCAGCGGAGAGCUUUACGUCUCUGGGGGCUCGCUCUUCUACCGCCUCCUCAAGUACGACCCGAAAAGGGACGAGUGGCAGGAGUGCCCGUUCAACAACAGCAGGAAGAAGUCGACGGAUAUGGUGGCGCUGAAGAGCUUCAUCUACCGCUUCGACGUCACCCGCGAACAAGGCAUCAACGUGUUCAAGUACAACACCAUAGUGAAAAUGUGGCACGAUUGCGCAUCACAGAGACUCGGCAGCUCGUUUCCAUUUAGGUGUGCUGUCGUGGGCAAUUGCAUCUACUGUGUGAACAAAAGUCAGACUCUCCAGUUUGUGGUAGAGGAAGAGAACGCCUACUUUGUGGAGGAGCCCCUGAAGGCACCUCUCGAAGCCAAAGGCCUUCUUUUUCCUUUUGUGCUCACUUUGCCUGAAAAGGCUGAGAAAGUUAUGCCCGAGUGUGAUUCAGAGUAACAAUACUCCAAAGCAGGCUAAAAUGGAACCUCCAAAGUCUAACACAUCCUGUUCUGUGAUGUUGGUUGACUUCCAAGUUGUUCUAACUGCAAAAGAUGAUAGAUUACCCUAAGGGCAUUCAAUUGAUCGCAACUGGACUGUUCAGUUGGUCCUAGCAGACGUUUCGCCUUUGAACAGAGUUUGCUUCAUCAGUUCACUUAUCCACUUAGAUGAUAAACUUUGGUCAAACUAGAUCAAAGUCUGAGAAUACAUUGACCCAGAUGAAUGAUAACAUCCAUCACCAUAAUGGAUUACCAUAAUUACCGGAAUAUAACAUUCAAAGUCGUACUUUAUUCAGGUAAUACAGAUUUAUACAUGCAAACCAGUUGAGGGCAGCAAACGUCUGCAUGUGAGUCAGAGCUUUUCUUCCUGUCACUCACACAUGUAGAGAUACGCCUGCGAGGGCUGGACCAUUAUUUAAACUUUGAUUUUGAUUUUGGCCUCUCAUGAUUAUGAAACUAUAAUAAUCAACAAAACAAUUGUAGGGACGUGCAACGUGCAUGCAAAUUCCAGAGCUUGUGACGGUGGAAUGGAUGAGGAGGGAGUGAGUGGAAAAAAAGAACAUGUCUAUGAAAAGUUUGGGAUUGCUCCAUGGUUGCUGCUUUUUGUUUGACACAGAGCUAGUAUGCCUAGGGCAUAGGAUUUUCACGUUGAAUUAACCGCAAAUAUAGUCACAUAAUCAGCAAAUGACACGCAAUCCGCUGUUAAACGCAGAAAAUCAGGGAAAUUGACAUACGUACAUGUAAGUGAAAUGCUGUCAUUGUGAAGAAAAGGAACAUUUGUUUGGGAACAAAUUAUAUCCAGGACGGCUCAUUCAUCCUGAACUAAUGUCGAGACGGCCACUUGAAACAGAGACUAAAUCAUGAAGCUAAAGCUAGCGAGAACAAUCCAUACACACAACAUAUAUUAGCAGUUGCAAUUUAAGAAACAGUCUCUCUCUCUCUUUUUUUUUAACAGCCUCAAGUCGCCUCCGCACCUCAAGCAGAGAACAGCACAGCAACAAUCAAUAUUAGCGGUGCGCCACAUCCCGUCUGACUGUGUUAACAAAUUAAAGGUUUCAAAAAAGUACUUCGCACAAGCUUAAUGUACUUAAAAGUGCUUAUUGCUUUUUUUACAUUUUAUUUUACUCAUUGAGCACGCACUCUAUGGCAGUAAAAUACGUGUAAAUGGUAAAAAAAAAAAGAAAAAGAAAAAAACAAUUGAAAAGGAAAAACUGAAUUUUAUUGUUUUAAAUUACUUUUGUGAUUUAAAUUUGUUAUUGCUAUUAUUAUUUUUUUUACUAUUAUUAUCUAUUAUUAUUUGUUACUAAUUUAUAUUGAUGUGUCUUUUAAACUUUAUUUACAGUUGAAUUUUGGUGGUACAAUAGUCGUGUUUUCAAAUUAAUGAAUAAUCGUGACAUUAAUCGUGAUGAUAAUAUUAGUCAAAAUAUUUGUGAUGUAUUUUAAUUUGCCGUAGGCCUAUUUGUCCAGCCCUAGCACCCGAGACAACCACUGCCAAACACACAACAGAAAAGGGAUUAUGAUGCUGAUUAUAAUAUAUUGGUGAUCAGUGAAGCACAGCCCUCAAACAACUGUUGAGCAGCUAAGAAAAAUAAUAUCAUUUUUAAUUGUAAUUUACCAAUUGUGAUUUCACUGGUAUUGGGGAAAAAAAAGAUUGAUUAAAAAAAAAAACGUCGGAAGACUUAUAUCCAGGGUCAAUAAUAUGCUCCAGGCUUGUACUGCAGCAAUCAUAAAACUACGGGUGUCCUGAUCCGAUAUUGAAAACAAAUAUUGGUCUGAUGGCAGCAAAAAAACAUCACUAAGUGUGUAGAGUAUCGGACCACUUGUGCAAAGCUGGACAGCCAGUUAACAUCUAAUUGUCCUCCAAUAAGCACACAAGGUUGGUGUUUUCUUGUAUUUUAGUCAAGUCGUUUACGAAAGAUAAACACGAUAGGCUAUGAGCUAGCAGCUACACAACAGCUAAGCACACAACAACGCACAACCUAUACAUACUAAAUAAGUGCCCUUAAUGAACAAUGUUGCAUUCCAAAACGCCACAUUUGCCAAUAUAAACAACUGUUAAAUAAUUAGUUGUAUGUUACUUACACAUACAAAGUCUCCAAGGCCGCACCAUUUACCUUACUGCGUCACAAGCUUAACUUAGUAAAUUAUUACAACUGCUAGGUGUCACAAAAACAAUUACCACUCCACUUCAACUAAAGACAGCAUAAGUCCAUUCCAGACAGUAAACUGUGUUUUUCUUUCUUCCCAUUGUUCUUUGUUUGACUGAUUUCACUUGAUCAGACUUGUUUGUAUUCCACACUACAAAAUAGUACUGUCCUAUGAUUCAUGCUGGUCAAGUUGGAUCUACAUCGAUAACGGCCAAUACUCAAGGGUUCGAUAUCUUUAUCGUAUCGGAAGUGGAAAAAGUUAACAUCACUUCAUUGAAUGUAAAAAUAUUGUCGUAUUAUAUACAUAUAUAGAAAAUUACCAUAGCACAAUAGUUUCCAAUACAACAUUUUCAGAGUAAUACUGACACUUAGUGGCGUUUGAUAGGUAUUGCUGUUAUUAGUGUACUAUACUGUAUCUGUUUGCUAAAAUUAAUUAGUGUAUGUGACUGGUAUUUAAUCAAUUGUACUGCUCAUUUUGUAUGGAUGCUCCAUGGUUAUCAACACACUGCUCUUCUUGUACAGCUAUUACAAAAAACACUAAUCAUAUAGUCUAAUUAGUUUGAGUCCCAACUUUUGUUUGACUUUUAAGGUGUUUUUUUUCCUAGAAAAUUUUGACUUUGGAGGUUCCACUGUCCUUUAUUGACUCUCCCCAAUGUGUAUUUGUGUGUCAUUGCCUGUUUGCAACAGAAUGUGUGUAUUUGCAUGGCAAUUUUGAUGUGUCUUCAUAAGCAAGCCUUAAAAAGGGAAACUGGAGAGUGCAAGGAAUGCUACAAUAAUAUUUUGACGUGAUGAACGGUGCAAUUAGACCAGUGUUUCAUGCUCGUGUUGUUGAGAUGGGAUGUUAUUUUUUACACAGUGAGUCGAUUGUGGUGACAAUUAGUUGCAAAAUGAGUCCAUGGUGAUGCGAUGUGGCUUCCACGCAAAGGAAACAGCUGUAAGGCUUCACUAUUGAUGAGUGGAAUGUCAUUGGAUGGAAACACAGAAGUAAUUGACACACUACAAAAAGCACAUUCCAUUCCAAAUUAUGAGCAGACUUUUUAUGUCCAUUCAAAUUCAGUGUUUUAAAGUUUUUGUUGACAGAAUGAAUGAAGGGAAGAGAUGUUUUGUAAUGAAUAUUUUGCAUACUUCAUCUCUGUGUAUGUUCCAGCACAUUUGCCAAAGAUGAUUAAUAAUCUGUUCAAUCAGGUGAACAUAAAGUGUAAUAGUUGCCCUUUUCGUGUCUAUGUCAAGCACCAUGUUCGCUGCUAACAACCUCCUUCAGCCAUGUUGAACAAGAACAGAGCUGUGAUACCUCGCUGACAGCUACUGGGGUCAAAGGUCAAAUCCGAUGCCAUGUUGCUGUCACCACCUAGAAGAAUCUGGUUCCAUGACAUGUGUACCAAUAUUCCACAUCCAUAGUAUGCAUUAUAUUAUUUUACAGUACAGUAUUUGCUUGCUGCUGCAGUCGCACACCAUGGUAGUUUUGUAUGAAAGAAAAGUCUGCUAAGCCGUGAGCGUAUCUUGGGAAAUAAUACUGGAUGUGGGUUUUAUACUUUCAGUUCUAUGAUAUACAUUUUUUCCAGUAUGAAUUUGCUGGAUGUGGAGCUGCUGCUGUUGUGACAGUUGAGUGCUGCAACAAGCUUCCGGUGUAAUGACUGUUGGAAUGGUCUAACUAAACAGCUGUUGGAUAAUGUUUGUCGGUCAAAUCAAAGUGCUUGGAAUAAACUAUUUGCUGUAUAGAAAA
Nerophis ophidion (straightnose pipefish) is the source of this 6097-nucleotide messenger RNA. Its product is annotated as kelch repeat and BTB domain-containing protein 11. Lineage: Eukaryota; Metazoa; Chordata; Actinopteri; Syngnathiformes; Syngnathidae. The record is from RefSeq and is a predicted model, not a curated record. The transcript has 2 exons. Gene Ontology annotation, molecular function: protein binding. Bases 315 to 2186 code for a protein of 623 amino acids.